Messenger RNA from Verticillium alfalfae VaMs.102, 666 nucleotides. RefSeq names its product CAS1. Lineage: Eukaryota; Fungi; Ascomycota; Sordariomycetes; Glomerellales; Plectosphaerellaceae. The record is from RefSeq and is a predicted model, not a curated record. The transcript has a single exon. Bases 1 to 666 code for a protein of 221 amino acids.
AUGGCUCUCGGUGUCGUCACCAGCACUCCUCGUGACGGAACUCGUCGCGACCCCUUCCAGCAGGAUUCCACUCGUUUCCGUGGCGCGUCCGCUCAGACCUUUGGCGAGACUGUCGGCGCCGGACCCAACAGCCUCGAGUCCGGCACCAAGGCCAUCAUGUCCGAGAUGGGCGGCCAGCUUCCCCAGGUCUCUCAAGGCGGUUCCGUCGACAUGACUCUCCACCAGGUCAACGGUGACGGUGGUGGCCCCUACGAGUGCAUGAUCAAUGCCGACGGCACCGGUGCCACCUGGGAGAACAUCCAGGUCACUACCACCCCUCCCGGCCAGAACUCCCGCAACCGUGGCGGCGCUCAGACCGACUUCCCCAUGGUCGCCGCCAUCCCUGCCGACCAGACUUGCACCGGCACCGUGGCCGGCCAAGAUCAGGUCUGCCUCGUCCGCUGCCAGAACGCCGCCCGCGCCGGUCCCUUUGGCGGCGUCGUGCCCGUCCAGAUGGCCGGUGCCGCCAACGCCACCGAGGCUCGCCGCCGCCUGGCCCGUUCCAUUCUCGAGACGGAGCGCACUCUCGCCAAGAUGAUGAAGCGCGCCUCCACCUUCCCCGCGAGCGGUGAGAAGCUUGAGGCCUUUGAGCUCGAGGAGGAGGCCGAGGAGGAGGAGGAGCAGUAA